GUUUCUUUUUUCAAAGUCGUCAGGGCAGUUAACAUGUUGACCUAUCAUUGACCUUUAGAGAGCAGCAUUGCAAAAAGUGCAGCGAUGGCACGAUGGAAUCCAUUCCAGCCACUGGAAGCUUCAUAUUUUUGUCACUUGUCGACGCUUCCCGAGUGCUGUAAGUAACGCUCAUUGGGGCUUCUGUCCGCGAAUGCAGCUCAUUGAUUGUAUUUAUUUAUUUAUUUAUUUAUUUACUUAUUUAUUUACAUUUGCUAUCCUGUUUUUUGGGCUUUUUUUUUUUUUUUUCACAUUUGCGCUGCCACGACCUUGUUUCCUCGUCGACGUCGUCACUCGCUGGUCUCCCGCUUUCAGCAUUUGGACAGCUCUCGCUCGUCAGCCUCUUCGUCCACAUGGAGCCCUCGGUGUGAUCGCGUGGAGGAGGUGGACCCCCCCUCCCCCCCAAAAAAAAAAAAUCUUCACGCACCCUCCCACGAUGGGACCGUCUCCCCGGACUCGGUGACGGCGUCGCCCGCUGCCGAAGCAUGGUGCCCUCGCGUCGGAGGAGGAGGUCUAUUUGUGGCGCUGUGUCCCCGGAAAGGCGACGCUGGUGCUCGGCGGAUUUAUCAGCCCACUCAAGCCAAGAUCCGAGCUCCUCUCAUUGUGAUCUUCAUCAUCUGCGAGAAGGGAGAUGUGCCCGUCGUCACUGCGAGGGCAAAUGAGUCACGACCACUCUUCCCACUAUGUAGAGCAAGGCAACGCGGGAGGGAGCCGAGCCAGGUCGCCAUCGCUGUGCUGUGCCUGUGAUUUCACACCGGGCCCGAUUUAGCGUGACCAUCCGUCGGAAGCCUUUCGACAUGAGCAACCACCAGGCCCCUCCUCAAGCUGCCUCCUCCGAGCUGGAGGUGAUUUCACAGCAGGUGGAGGAGGAAAACCAGCGCGUGGCCCCGGUUCAGCUGCUGAGCUUCACCUACAGAGACUUGCCUCUGGCCGCCCUGGAUGUAUCUCUGGCCGGAUCUCAGCUCAUCUCCAACCCGGAUGAAGAGGACAACCGAGAGGGGUCCAACUGGCUGAAGCCGUGCUGCGGGGGCCGGGCGGCUCUGUGGCAAGUGUGCCUGGCGUCGGCCGGCUUCAACUGCGUCCUGGUGGCUUGCGUGGUUCUGGCGGUGCUACUGCUGACUCUGGAGCUACUCGUCGACACUAAACUGCUGCAGUUUAACAAUGCAUCCCAGUUUGCUGGCGUCAUCCACUGGAUCAGCCUGGCUAUCCUGUCUGUGUUCUUCACCGAGACCGUUUUCAGGAUCGUGGUCCUAGGGAUAUGGGAUUACAUCGAGAACAAAGUGGAGGUGUUCGACGGAGCCAUCAUCGUCCUUUCGCUGGCCCCUAUGGUGGCCUCCACCGUGGCCAACGGCCCCAGCAGCCCCUGGGACGCCAUUGGUCUCAUCAUCACGCUGCGCAUCUGGAGGGUCAAAAGGGUCAUUGACGCCUACGUGCUGCAGGUGAAGGUUGAGAUGGAGCUGGAGAUCCAGCAGUGCGAGAAAGCAAAGGCAGUGAGAGAGGAGCAGCUCGACCGCCUCACUCAGAUCUGUCAAGAGCAGGCGUUUGAAAUCCGGCAGCUGAGGGCCCACCUGGCCCAGCAGGACCUGGAUCUGGUGGCCGAGCGGGAAGCAGCCAUGCAGAUCCACCAUAUGUGGGCUAAACCCAGCAGCAGUUUCCAUGAGGUGGACGGACUGGCCCCCGGGGCCUCCGAUCAUCACAGGCCGGCCAAAGUCAGAGAGCCCGGCGGGCCCUCAGAUCACCACGGCCAGGAUGACAUGAACAACUACAUCAGUCAGUAUUACAGCGAGCCGAGCAGUGAUAUGGGCAUCCCCGACCCGGCCGCUCGCAUCAUCACCACGGCGGCUAUCGACGUCCACUUGCCCAACAACCCCAGCCAGCUCCCUCCGUCCUUGGUGAGCGCCGACGGCGCGGCCGGCGGCCGACUGCGGCGCACCAACAGCUCGGCCAGCGAAGCCUCGGCCACGACGGCGUCGCGCAUCAGCAGCCGCACGGCGGGAUCGUCGGCCGACUGCAGCUCCACCGUGCGCGAGGCGUCCACGUCCACCGACUACAGCGACCAGCGCUGCUACCCGCCGCCCUACAGCAGCCCCCUGGCCCCUCAGCCCAGGGGAAGUCCCAGCGCCGUGGUGCAGGAGCUGCUCUCCUCUCUGUCCGAGGACUCCUGUCUGAGCCAGAAGGGCCUGGACCCCGUCAACCUGAAACCGCCCAGUCCUACCGGUUCCACCAAAAACAGCCCCGAGCUGGAGAACAGGGUAAACAUCUACAACAAGAGGAACCAGGAGAGCCGACUCAGCUCGCACGCCAAACCGCUCAUCCAGCUGCAAAGAACUGAAGCUUUCCUGGAGGAGAAGUACAGGAUGAUGGAGCCUGUCGACGCACCCGUCCAUCAUCUGUCGGGAACCUAAAGUGAUGGAAGAGAGCAGGAACGGGGACCUCAGUCAAUGCUCCAGUCCAUCAUCUGCCUUGGACGUAACGUGGUGAAAGAGACGAGGAACAAGGUCCUCUUUUGAUGCUUCAAGCCUCCAUUUAUCUGUCAGAGAUAUGAUAGUGGACAAGAACACAAACCUCAAAAGAUGCUUGAAUCCAACAUGUUUGAGACAGAAGAUGGUGGAAGAGAGCAGGAACCUUCAUAAAUGCCUCUGCCUGUCAUCUGUAUGAGUCGAGGUAGUGGCAAAGAGCAAAAACAGAAACCUCAAAGAUGCCAUUAUUUCUUCAAGACACUGAGCAGGUACAGGGAGCUCAAAAGUUGUUUGAAAUCCUCAUGUGUCUGAGACACGACAGAACCGGAACCUCCAUUGAUGGCCCAAGCCAUGAUCAAAGAUAGUGUCAGAUAGCAGGGAUGAAACGAUGUUCACAUUCAUCGUGUCUGGUACAUAACACGGUAGAAAAAAAAGCAGGUACGGGAACUGUUCCCCCAAAUCAGACAUAAGAUGGUGGCCGAGAGCAGCGACAGGAACCUUGUAAGAUGUUUGAAUUCAUCAUUUGUCUGAGAACAGGGACUGUAACCUCAAAUGAUUGAAUCCAUCACCUGAGACAUCAAAUGGUGAAGAGAGCAGGAACAGGAAACUUCACCUGUUUGGGACAUGACAUUGUAGAAGAGAUCAGGAACAGGAAGACGCCCAGAUCCAUCAUCGGUCUGAUACAUUUGUUUGCGGAAGAGUACAAGAACAGGUACUGUCAUGGUUGUCCAAAUGCCUUUGACAUGGUGGUGUAAGAAAGCAAGAUAAGACACUCCAAAAUAUUCUGAAGCAGGAACAGGAAGAUGAAUUGAUUUCCCAGCCUAUCAUUUGAUUUUGAAAUAACGUGGAUAACAUGAAGCGCAAGAACUUGCUUCACUUGCAAACGUGCACUGAAAACUGUUGGAGGAUCGAUCACUUUUCAGGAAACAACUCUGACAAUUUUAUGAUCAUUCGAAACAAACUUGGCCAUGCUGAAUGGACCUAGAGCCUCUGCAAGCAUGUCAGCUGUUUUACGAAAACAGCCAGAAACCAAUUCGCCGCAACAACCGCAGGGUACAAGUGGAAAUCCGUGUUGAGAGUUUCUAACCUUUGUCUUUCUAUUUUAGCAACGUUUCUAACUGAAAUUCCAAGAAUGGGGUUUUAAAAAAAAAAAAAAAAAAGAUUUUGCAAUCUAACCAA
Molecule: messenger RNA, 3674 nt
Organism: Syngnathus typhle (broad-nosed pipefish)
Lineage: Eukaryota; Metazoa; Chordata; Actinopteri; Syngnathiformes; Syngnathidae
Gene: tmem266
Product: transmembrane protein 266
Exons: 12
Coding region: 834-2441 (535 amino acids)
Biological process (GO): monoatomic ion transport; transmembrane transport
Cellular component (GO): plasma membrane
Molecular function (GO): monoatomic ion channel activity; voltage-gated channel activity
Source: RefSeq, a predicted model, not a curated record